Molecule: messenger RNA, 641 nt
Organism: Rubroshorea leprosula
Lineage: Eukaryota; Viridiplantae; Streptophyta; Magnoliopsida; Malvales; Dipterocarpaceae
Source: the annotation of a GenBank genome assembly
AAAACUAGAAUACCCACAACAUCCAAGAGGCCCAAACCUUAGGUUUUUUGAUAUGGGUGAAGAUGGAAUGAAGGCAAAAACAGGGUUGGUGGCAGAUCUUGGUGUGGUAGUUUUGGAGAAAAUGGAGGUUGGAGAAGGGCAAUUGGAGAAAAUGGAGGUUGGAGAAAAUGGAGGUUGGUGCCAUUUUGGAGAAAAUGGAGGUCAGGGAAGGGCAAUCGUAGAAAAUGGAGGUCGAUGCAAUUUUGAUCUUGGGUUCCACGCCAUAGCCACAGACUAAGAAUUUUGAAGGAGAGUAAACGAGCUAAAGAAGAAAGGAAAGGAGAGAGAGAAGAAAGGAAAGGAGAGAGAGAAGAAAAGGCUAGGUGGAAUAUUGUUCCUAAUUCAUGGUUUUUGAAUUGAUUAAGUUUCUCAUUUUGUUUUAUCUUUUGGUCAUUUGUAACGUUUUUUUUCCACUUAAAUUCAAACUUAUCUUGUAAUUUUUUUGUAAGCGCUAAUAAUUGUUGAAAUUUUCAUAAUUUUUGAAAGGUAUGUUGUUGGAUUUUAUGAAUUUGAUUGAAUUUUUACAUUUAAUUUUUAGUUUAUUUACUUGUUGAUUAUUCUUUCAAUUUCAUUAUAUAUAUAAAUGAAUUAAUUUUAUUUUA